ACCAUCAUUGAUUGUGGUUUCUACUAGCAUUUGUGACCAUUUUAAGCCUUCUUUUAAAUCCGAACACAAAACCUUUCCAUUCGCCAAAAGGAUAUAUCCAAAUGCUUCAUUUGUUUAUUUGUUGUUUUUUUUUUCCUUUUUUCACUGGCAAUCAGCUGCCAGCAACAUUGUUAUUCUUUUGUUAACUGGCACUGUGCUGACAAAGCAUAAACCCGUUCGGAAUCAUCUUCCCUGUUUACGUCCACCGUACACACAUACACAGCUGUGUUGGAAUUUUUAUGCAAUUGUCUAGUUUUUAGUUAAUCUUUUCACGGUCUUAUGUUUUUGGUUAAUGCUCCUCCUGUUUCGACUGAUAAGAUUAGCCGUGGGGUGCCGGUGUAUGUGCCUUCCUUUACCUGAUGCACUGUUCCCUGUCGGGCGAGUGAAAUCAUAACGCGAGUGAACUUUGAACCUACACCACCCAAAUUCAAUUCAUCGACAUCGAUUUGUGGACUGAACGGGCGUUGGACUGUGGUGUUGUGCCUUAGUAGUGUACUUGGAGACAUAUUUUUACGUUGAAUUUACCGAAAACCGACCGACCAUCAUGUUACGUGUUCCGAAAACGCAAUGGGUUGCCAGCUUGGCUAAUGCCACCCGGAACCAGUCUACCUCGGCUCGACCAACGACCGGCGAUGAGUAUCAGUAUCUUCAACGUUCAAAGAUACCGAUGCUCCAUUUCCAACCUUCCCUACCGCGAUUGCCCAUCCCGGAGCUGGAAAAAACCUGUGCCCGCUAUCUGGCCGCUCAGCAACCGUUGCUUGCACCGGAUGCCUUCGAGCGCACGAAGGAAGCGGUUCAACAGUUUUCCCAAGGCGAUGGACCUAAGCUGCAAGCGCUGCUGAAGGAAUUCGAUGCCAAAAACAAACACACCAGCUACAUUUCCGAACCAUGGUUCGAUAUGUACCUGCGGGAUCGUUUGCCACUGCCACUGAACUACAAUCCGCUGCUGAUGAUGAAUCCGGACCCACGGCCACAGUACAACGAGCCGGUGUUGCGGACGACCAAUCUGGUAAUUAGCUCGUUACGGUUCAUGAAAUCGUUGCGGGCCAAAACGCUUGAGCCGGAAGUUUUCCACAUGAAUCCGGCCAAAAGCGAUACGCAGACGUUCCGCACGGUCACUUCGCUAAUGCCGUCGAUCAUCUCCACGUACGUGGCGUACACGUUCAAGGCAUUUCCGCUCGACAUGAGCCAAUAUCAGGGCCUCUUCGGUGGCACUCGCAUUCCGGAGAUUGGCAAGGAUCGAAUUUAUCGUAACGAGUCCUCCCGCCACCUGCUGGUGCUUCGCAAAGGAAACAUGUACGCAGUGGAUGUGCUAGAUGCGGAAGGGAACAUUGAACAACCGGCCACACUGUUUGCAAGGUUUGAUCGGCUUUUCAACGACACCAAAACUCCGGCAGCCGAUCCGCUAGGACUGUUGACGACCGAAAACCGUGACACGUGGGCAACGGCUCGCACACAUCUUACCCAGCUGGGCAGCAACGCCAAAUCACUCGAGCUGGUCGAUUCGGCACUGUUCUGUCUCUGUCUGGACGAGUCGACGAUCAACCCGGACAACCCCAUACCUGCCAUUCGUGAGUUCCUGUUCGGCGAUGGUACAAACCGAUGGUUCGACAAAUCGUUUUCGCUGAUCGUUGCAAAGGAUGGGACGGCGGGCAUCAAUUUCGAACAUUCCUGGGGUGACGGUGUUGCCGUGCUGCGCUACUUUCAGGAAAUCUUCAAAGAAACCACAACGGCACCGUUCGCCCAGGUCGGACUGCAGGGAGCCGACAACCAGUCGCGGAAUGCGAUCGUUCCAAUCGAUUUUACGCUGGACGAUCGUGUGCGGGGCGCAAUCCGGACGGCUGAAAACAAUCACAACGCGAUCAUCGAUUCGCUCGACAUGAACUACAUGAAGUACGAAGGAAUUAACAAGAACGUCUGCAAAAAGCAACGCAUCAGCCCCGAUUCGGUAAUGCAGCUCGGGUUUCAGCUGGCGUACUACAAGCAGCAUGGCAAGUUUGUGGCCACCUACGAGUCGUGCAGUACGGCCGCUUUCCGGCACGGCCGUACGGAAACGAUGCGACCGUGUACGGUCGCGACGAAAGCGUUUUGCGAGGAAAUCGAACGACGCGACGGGGUAAAGAAGAGUGCGGCCGAAUUGCGCGAAAUGAUGAACCAAUGCUCUGCCGUACACGGACAGCUAACGAAGGAAGCCGCCAUGGGCCAAGGGUUCGAUAGGCAUCUGUUCGGGUUGAAGCACACGGCACAGAAGCAUGGACUACCGCUGCCAGCCAUCUACCAAGAUCCGGCGUAUGCGGCUCUCAAUUACAACAUUCUGUCGACGAGUACGCUUUCAUCGCCGGCCCUGUUAGCCGGUGGGUUUGGGCCGGUCGUAAAGGAUGGGUACGGAAUCGGGUACAACAUACAGGACGGUUAUUUGGGCAGUGUCGUUACGAGCUACAAACCGCACCGGAAUGGGGGCGAGUUUGUCGACUGUCUGCGGGCGGCAUACGAAGACAUUGGCAAAGUGCUGGCCGCCACCGCGCCAGCACCCAAAGAUAAAUGAAGCAUGACGGAGUAGGAUUAGUAGCAAUUGAUUGACUGAUUGGCACGCUUUUUGUUAGCAAAGUGGUUAUGGGAAAAGUGUAAUACUUCUGCAGGAAACAAAAAUAAUAAAGCAUAUCGUGUAAAUUUAAUAUGAAACGUAA
Anopheles stephensi (Asian malaria mosquito) is the source of this 2726-nucleotide messenger RNA. It is a transcript of the gene CPT2, whose product is annotated as carnitine O-palmitoyltransferase 2, mitochondrial. Bases 584 to 2584 code for a protein of 666 amino acids. The record is from RefSeq and is a predicted model, not a curated record. NCBI's taxonomy places the organism in Eukaryota, Metazoa, Arthropoda, Insecta, Diptera, Culicidae. Gene Ontology annotation, biological process: fatty acid beta-oxidation. The transcript has 2 exons. Gene Ontology annotation, cellular component: mitochondrion. Gene Ontology annotation, molecular function: carnitine O-palmitoyltransferase activity.